GCCCCUGGGGCUUCCCUGAGCAGCUGAGCAGGAACUGAAACACAGAACCCCAAGUCCCACACGUGUACCCAGGAUGAUGUCCUACGGCGAGAGGCUGGGGGGCCCUGCUGUUUCCCCACUCCCAGUCCGCGGGGGGCACAUGAUGCAUGGGGCAGCCUUUGCCUAUGUACCCAGCCCAAAGGUCCUGCACAGGAUCCCAGGGACCUCCGCCUAUGCCUUCCCCAGCCUGGGCCCUGUGGCCCUCACUGAGCACGGCUGCCCCUAUGGGGAGGUUCUGGAGCACCAUGACCCACUGCCUGCCAAGCUGGCCCUGGAGGAGGAGCAGAAGCCAGAGCCCAGGUUGGCCCAGAAGCUGCACCGGGCUGGCAUGACGAUCCUCAAGGUGCCACUGAUGCUCACCUUCCUCUACCUCUUUGUCUGCUCCCUGGAUGUGCUCAGCUCAGCCUUCCAGCUGGCUGGAGGGAAGGUGGCUGGUGACAUCUUCAAAGACAACGCCAUCCUGUCCAAUCCUGUGGCCGGGCUGGUGGUGGGGAUCCUGGUCACUGUGCUGGUACAGAGCUCCAGUACCUCUACCUCCAUCAUUGUCAGCAUGGUCUCCUCUGGCUUGCUAGAAGUGAGCUCUGCCAUCCCCAUCAUCAUGGGCUCCAACAUUGGCACCUCUGUCACCAACACCAUCGUGGCCCUGAUGCAGGCCGGGGACAGGACUGACUUCCGGCGGGCCUUUGCAGGUGCCACCGUGCAUGAUUGCUUCAACUGGCUGUCUGUCCUGGUCCUGCUGCCCCUUGAGGCUGCUACUGGGUACCUGCACCACGUCACUCAACUAGUGGUUGCCUCCUUCAACAUCCGUGGUGGCCGGGACGCCCCUGACCUGCUGAAGAUCAUCACAGAGCCUUUCACUAAACUCAUUAUCCAGCUGGACAAGUCGGUGAUCACCAGCAUUGCCACAGGUGACGAGUCCCUGAGGAACCACAGUCUCAUCCGGAUCUGGUGCCACCCAGACACCAUGGAGGCUCCCACCCCCAUGCCCAGGGCGGAGGUCAAUACCAGCCAGAUCCUCAGAAAUGCCACCAUGGAAAAAUGCAACCACAUCUUCGUGGACACAGGGCUGCCUGACCUGGCUGUGGGGCUUAUCCUACUGGCGGGCUCUCUGGUGCUGUUAUGCACCUGUCUCAUCCUCCUGGUCAAGAUGCUCAACUCUCUGCUCAAGGGCCAGGUGGCCAAGGUCAUCCAGAAGGUUAUCAACACAGACUUCCCUGCUCCCUUCACCUGGGCCACAGGCUAUUUUGCCAUGGUGGUGGGCGCCGGCAUGACCUUUGUCGUCCAGAGCAGUUCUGUGUUCACCUCAGCCAUCACCCCACUCAUUGGCCUGGGUGUGAUCAGCAUCGAGCGAGCUUACCCCCUCACACUGGGCUCCAACAUCGGCACGACCACCACGGCCAUCCUGGCAGCACUGGCCAGCCCCCGAGAGAAGCUGUCCAGCGCCUUCCAGAUUGCCCUUUGCCACUUCUUCUUCAACAUCUCAGGCAUUCUGCUGUGGUACCCAGUGCCCUGCAUGCGCCUGCCCAUCCGCAUGGCCAAGGCGCUGGGUAAAUGCACGGCUAAGUACCGCUGGUUCGCCGUCCUCUAUCUCCUCCUAUGCUUCCUGCUGCUGCCAUCACUGGUGUUUGGCAUCUCCAUGGCAGGCUGGCAGGCCAUGGUAGGUGUGGGCACACCCUUCGGAGCCCUGUUGGCCUUUGUGGCUCUUGUAAGCAUCCUGCAGAGUCGCAGCCCCAGGCACCUGCCCAAGUGGCUGCAGACAUGGGACUUCCUUCCCCACUGGAUGCAUUCUCUGAAACCCCUGGAUGAUCUCAUCACCCGGGCCACCCUGUGCUGUGCCCGGCCUGAGCCCCGCUCACCCUCACUGCCUGCCAGGGUCUUCCUGGAGGAGCUGCCCCCUGCCACACCCUCCCCCCGCCUGGCACUGCCUGCUCGCCACAAUGCUACCCGCCUUUAGGUUGCAGCCCAGACUGCCACCUGGGUCCCAGUGCCCAGGGUGGAAAGGCAGAGAUGUGUUGUGCACUCUGCCCUUGUACAGGUCCUCAGAGGUCUCCUGUGACUGAGGGUCCACAUGUGCACAUGUGUGGCAUGUUUGGGUGAGUCUGUGUCAGACUGCACGGGUGGGUUGAUGCACCUGUGGGGGCCAAGUACAGGACUUAGGGUACCUGGGUAUGAUCUCUAGUCCUCUGCAUGUGUGUUUGAAGAACUGGGCUGUGCCCUUGUGUACAUACACCUCCAACUGGGCUGAGCAGGAGUAAGGGUAGGUCUGAGCACGUGACUUACAAUUGUUUGCUGGUGCAUAGAUGUGGGUACUUGAGUCACUAGCUGAAUUCUCAUCCCUCCCCUCUACCUUCCACCAUUCUCCGUCCCCUCACUCAGGUUUUCUGUACCACCACAACGCCCCCCCAACACUGCCUUAUGGAAGAAAAUUAAAAUGUCAUUAUGCAUUUGCUUGUC
Molecule: messenger RNA, 2493 nt
Organism: Talpa occidentalis (Iberian mole)
Lineage: Eukaryota; Metazoa; Chordata; Mammalia; Eulipotyphla; Talpidae
Gene: SLC34A1
Product: solute carrier family 34 member 1
Exons: 13
Coding region: 74-1993 (639 amino acids)
Biological process (GO): sodium-dependent phosphate transport; intracellular phosphate ion homeostasis
Cellular component (GO): apical plasma membrane; vesicle; brush border
Molecular function (GO): sodium:phosphate symporter activity
Source: RefSeq, a predicted model, not a curated record